Penicillium manginii is the source of this 1026-nucleotide messenger RNA. Its product is annotated as MBL fold metallo-hydrolase. Bases 1 to 1026 code for a protein of 341 amino acids. The record is from RefSeq and is a predicted model, not a curated record. NCBI's taxonomy places the organism in Eukaryota, Fungi, Ascomycota, Eurotiomycetes, Eurotiales, Aspergillaceae. The transcript has 5 exons.
AUGGCCGAAACUUCUACGUUCACGGUGCCUGCUGGACAAGCCAUCACAGUGAAACUCAUCAACACGGUAAACUUCGGACCUGCACAGCUACACAGAUUUAUGGCACCACCGGUUCCUGGUAUGGAAACACAUCCCAGCAACCCAUCUUUUUCGUUCCUUUUGGAACAUUCGUCGGGUCGAAAACUGGUUUUUGACCUGGGAAUCCGCAAGGACUAUCAAAACUAUGCUCCUAAAAUUGCAGAGUACAUCCCGACGACUAAUUACAAAAUUGAGGUGACUAAAAAUGUGAUUGAUAUUUUGGAGGAAGAGGGUAUCCAAGGGGAAGAUAUAGAAGCUGUCUCAUUGGCACUGGGACCAUAUUGGAGAUCCUUCUUCGUUUCCAUAUUCAACCGACUUAAUUGGUUUAAGGAUGCGAUGCUGCCUGCAGCGCCUCAAAAUCCAGAUUCACCACUGAGCGAGUCUGCUUUCGAAGGGCGAAACCUGCGAGAAAUAGCAUUUGAGGGUGAAGAGUGUUUAAAGAUUGGCCGUUUCAAUGCAUGGGACUAUUUUGGCGACGGCUCUUUCUAUCUUCUUGAUAGCCCCGGUCAUGCUAUCGGCCAUUUGUGCGGACUGGCCAGAACAACCACCAACCCCGAUACAUUUGUACUCCUGGGCGGCGAUUAUUUGCCUGUUCCUGAGUGCAUUCAACCACAUCCAUGCCAUCCACAUGGAGAUGCCACGUUUUGUCCUGGCGGGGCAUGGGAGGAGCUGCAGCAAUCGCGGGGUCGAGGUGUGAAUGAUCCACUCUUCACUCCGACUUUUGGUCAUGACAUUCCUCAAAUAAUUGAGACGAUUGGAAAACUGCAAGAGGCGGACUGUUUGGAUAAUGUAUUUGUCAUUAUUGCUCACGAUGCCACCGUUCGGGAUUGUGUUGAUCAGUUCCCAUUGAGUUUGAAUCGAUGGAAAGAACAAGGCUGGGCCAAGGACCUCAAAUGGGCAUUCUUACGCGAUGCCGAGGUCUAUUGGAAGUCGAAAGGUGUAAUUUGA